CUCGGGUUUAAAAGGUCUUUAACUCUGUUCCCAUUUCACCCAAAGUUCAACACGAUUCUUCUCGCAACCGCUCCUUCAUUUACUCAAUAUCGCAGUUGCUGUUAUUUCGAGUUUUCAUCGGAGGUAAACAAGCAUGGGUCAGAUUCAGUACUCCGACAAGUAUAAUGAUGACAUCUAUGAGUACAGGCAUGUCGUUCUUCCAGCGGAGGUUGCCAAAUUGCUCCCCAAAAAUCGCCUACUCGCGGAAAAUGAGUGGCGCGCCAUUGGAGUUCAGCAGAGCCGAGGGUGGGUUCACUAUGCUAUUCAUCGCCCGGAGCCGCACAUAAUGCUAUUCAGGAGGGCACUCAAUUACCAGCAGCAGCAGAAUUAGGCUCUCCCCCUAUGUGCUUGCCAGUUCAACUUCUCACUUGAUCUUUAGAUUGCUAAAAUGAUAUGAUUUCCUAUGCAAGUAUUAUACCAUCUAUUAUAACUGGUUCAGAAACUCUUGUUUCUCCUAAGUGAAUUGCGAGUGUUUAGUGUUCCACAUAUGUUAAGAAUUUCAUGCUGAAGUUGUUUUUCAACAACUUGGAUGUCAUCACUCAUCAUAAUUCACGGUCUUCUUCUUUUUGCUA
Molecule: messenger RNA, 611 nt
Organism: Salvia hispanica
Lineage: Eukaryota; Viridiplantae; Streptophyta; Magnoliopsida; Lamiales; Lamiaceae
Product: cyclin-dependent kinases regulatory subunit 1
Molecular function (GO): cyclin-dependent protein serine/threonine kinase regulator activity
Source: RefSeq, a predicted model, not a curated record